Molecule: messenger RNA, 2003 nt
Organism: Diaporthe batatas
Lineage: Eukaryota; Fungi; Ascomycota; Sordariomycetes; Diaporthales; Diaporthaceae
Exons: 4
Coding region: 101-1531 (476 amino acids)
Biological process (GO): acyl-CoA metabolic process
Cellular component (GO): mitochondrion
Molecular function (GO): fatty acyl-CoA hydrolase activity
Source: RefSeq, a predicted model, not a curated record
CCCGGGACGCGUCCUGGCGUCGUGUGCACCGCACAUGCCGUAUAUGUCGUGCAUGCCGUACCAGCCGCAUGUGCACGCCCAGAGCCAUCUCAUCUGAGACAUGAACAUGACGGGCCGACCGACCGCGUGGGCCACCACCGCCUGCCGGGCACGAUGGUGUGCCCGCGUGCAGGCCCUCGUGCAGGCCCGCCGGCUGGGCACAACAGCACGGCGCACCACCGACGGCGUGUUUCGAGGCCUGACGGACGGCAGGCUCCCGACGCCGUGGAUCGAGGCCUUCCGCCAGCAGCAGAAGCAGCAGGGGCAGGGGCAGCAGCAGCAGCAGCAAGAGGCGGCCCCCCAGCAGCGCGACCUCAGCCCCAGGAGGAUGAGCGACAGCUACCACCGCGUGGUGCUGCCGCUGGGCCGCGACCCGUGGCUGUCGGACACGUACAUCAACUCGUCGGGCCACAUCCGGCUGGGCACCAUCUUCAUGGACCUGGACGCCCUCUCCGGGGUCAUCGUCUACAAGCACACCGGGCCCGGCGUCACCACCGUCACCGCCGCCCUGGACCGCAUCACCAUCGCCCACCCGCUGACCGACAUCUGCGACCUCGAGUACUCGGGCCAGGUCACGUAUGCCUCGGGCCGGAGCAGCGUCGAGAUCACCUGCCGCGUCGCCCGCGCCCGCCCCGAGGGCGACCCCGCCCGCCCCGAGGACGAGCUGCUGACGUGCACCUUCACCAUGGUCGCCCUCGACCCGGCCUCCAAGAAGCCCGUCAGCAUCCCCGCCCUCGUCUGCGACUCCCCCCGCGAGGAGGCCCUCUUCCGCGCCGGCGAGGCCAAGUCCCUGGCCAAGAAGAAGAUGAGCAGGACCUCCCUGCUGGCCACCGAGCCCGACGACCCCGAGUCCGCCCUCAUCCACGCCAUCUGGCUCCGCCAGCUGCGCUACCACGACCCCAACGACCCCCUCCGCCAGCCCGCCAACGUCGUCCCCAUGAGCUCCACCCAGCUGUCCACCGCCGCCAUCAUGCAGCCCCAGUACCGCAACAGGCACCAGACCAUGAUCUUUGGCGGCUUCCACCUGAAGCAGACCUUUGAGCUGGCCUUUUGCUGUGCCGCCAGCUUCGCCCAUGCCCGCCCCACCUUCAUCAGUGCCGACCCUUGUACCUUCCGGAACCCCGUCCCGGUGGGCAGCGUCCUGUACCUUCGCGCAACCGUUGCCUAUACCGACCCCCCGCUGCUCGAAGAGGGCGGCAGUGAGCCACAGCACAGGGAUCCAGAGAAGCCCGUCACGCGAGUGCACGUGAGGGUUGACAGCAAGGUCAGAGAUGUUGAGCACGACACCACCACCAAGCCGACAGGGCAGUUCAACUACACCUUCUCGGUGCCAAAGGACGUCAAGGUGAUGCCACACACCUACCAGGAGUACAUGAUGUACAUUGAUGCGAGGCGGAGGGUCAAGCUCGGGGACAUCCAGUCCCGCCAGGAGCGCAGCAACUCGACACAGGAACAAAGGCAGCUGGCCGAGGACGCCAACCUCACUGAAUAAUCAGGGGCGCCUACCUAGGUACACACGACGUGUCCCUUGCCGCCAGGCUGGGUCCUUUGUACACAAGUAGCCAGGCGAUGAAUGAGACGCGGGGUUGGGAUCGGAUUCAGGAGACGCAAAACCCAGGACGCUACCAGGGGCCAGCUGAGAUGGGAUUGUAAUUGAUAAUUGUCCUAUCGAUAGGUUCGACCCUGUUUUGUCUCCCUGUGCAUGAUAUCAAUCUACACGCUCGAGGGCCAUAGUGCCGGGGUACACCGUACGGGGGGGGGGACAACCAGAAUACCGCGGCACAGCUGAUGCCACACCCGUACGACCCGUCAGGGAUUCGUACGGUGCGAAAGACACCAAAAAAGGAGGGAAAUGGUCGAGGAGGAAAAAAGAAGAAGAAAAGAAGAAAAAGAACACAGUCGGGGGCCCCCAUGCAGCCGGGCAGCCAUGCAGCCAAGCAGCCAAGCAGCCAAGCAGCCAAGCA